AUGCAGGAGUCUCCAGGUGCGGUUGGUGUGGAUGGCAGCUACACUAGUAAUGUCCCAGCCUUUCUAACGAAGCUGUGGACCCUGGUUGAGGACCCAGACACCAACCACCUCAUCUGCUGGAAUGGUUUUCGUAAGGUGGUAAACAUCGAGCAGAGUGGUUUGGUGAAACCGGAGAGAGACGAUACAGAGUUCCAACAUCUGUACUUCCUCCAGGGACAUGAGCACAUGCUGGAACACAUCAAAAGAAAGGUGUCCAUAGUGAAGAGUGAAGAGACUAAAUCUAUAAACAGGUGGCUAGAACAAACCGUUCAGGUCGUACUUGUAAUGUUUCGCAUUUGUUCUUAUUUCUGAUCUCUGCAAUGCUUCCCCUCCGUUUGCAGGCAGAAUGAGGUGCUGUGGCGGGAGGUGGUGUCACUGAGACAGAACCACACGCAGCAACAGAAAGUCAUGAACAAGUUCAUCUACUCUCACUGCAAGCCUCUGAUGUUGGACGAUGGCUCUCCCAGCCCUCCUGCCUCCAAGUUCAGCCAUAGUCACCAGAUGGAAGCCAUCCACGAGCCCUUCUACAUCCAGUCGGUCACAGACGCUGCUGUUACGCUUUGUACUCCAGUGGGCACCAGUUUGAGCCCCAGGCCCUGCCAGGCUAUUUCCUACACGUGA
Messenger RNA from Neolamprologus brichardi, 660 nucleotides. Lineage: Eukaryota; Metazoa; Chordata; Actinopteri; Cichliformes; Cichlidae. The record is from RefSeq and is a predicted model, not a curated record.